Molecule: messenger RNA, 937 nt
Organism: Schistocerca nitens (vagrant locust)
Lineage: Eukaryota; Metazoa; Arthropoda; Insecta; Orthoptera; Acrididae
Exons: 7
Coding region: 579-881 (100 amino acids)
Source: RefSeq, a predicted model, not a curated record
UGAUAGUGUAAUACCGGCCUUAGUGUUGGCUUCGGUCGCAGAUCCCGAUUUUCUUUCUUGAGUUCCAGCAUUCAACUUAAGAGUUGUUUCACAACUUUCAUCAGCUGUCAGAAAAAUAUCUGCAGUUGGCAUUUCGGCAAAAGAUCACUAUCUUGCUAAAGGUGUGGGUGCAAUUCUGAGAAAUUUAUGCAUCAAAUUUCUCCAUUUUAUUCAGUCACAAGAUAAUGAAAAAUAUAAUGGAAGAGAAAUAUUAGACCUGUCUCAGCACUCGCUAGUAUGUUAAGCUGAAAACAUAUCCACACUAUGCUUCACCACCCUGAAGAUAAUGGACUUGUGGAACAACUGCACUGACAAUUGAAGACGGCAUUAAGAUAUCACGACUCACCUCAUUGGAUGGAUUGUGCAUCACGGCCUCCAUCCAUCCAUUAAAGGUGACCUCCAGCCUACAGCAGCUGAUCUGAAACCUACUGAACUGUGUGUCUGAUAUUGUGUCUGUAGCUCCACCAGAUAAAGAGGCAAUCAAUGUUGAUGAUUCUGAUUACCCAUUUUAUGUGGACAUUGAGCCCAGCAUUAUAGCUAUGAGGAUGAAUUUUAAAUCAGGAAUAAUGAACACCCUUGAAGGCUUGAUUGCUCUCAGUCAGACUCUUUCCAUCCAUUUAAUAUCUGGUGAGAAUGAGGUGAAACUACAUGCAGAAAAUGUUUUCUUGUGGUUAAAGUCUGAUACAGUGAAAAGCUUGAGUGCUGCAGUGGUGCCUUCUGGAGAAAACACGAAUGGAGUGAAAAUAUCUGGAGAUCUUUCUGCAUACUUGGACACAGUUUCUGACAGCAUUAAACUACAGGAUGGCUUGGAUAACAAGAGGAAGCGCAGUACUGCUGGCUGACAAAUUUGGAAAGCCAGCACUCCAAUGCAUAAAGCUGUGAACACAAGUAUCUUGUU